Messenger RNA from Nothobranchius furzeri (turquoise killifish), 887 nucleotides. It is a transcript of the gene rex1bd, whose product is annotated as required for excision 1-B domain containing. The record is from RefSeq and is a predicted model, not a curated record. Lineage: Eukaryota; Metazoa; Chordata; Actinopteri; Cyprinodontiformes; Nothobranchiidae.
AGUUACCUAUUUCCGCUGUGCUGCAUGACCGUAAUUUCCCGUUAGGCUGCCGUUCACAGAACGAUAACAACAAACGUGCAGGUUCUGAAAUCUCGAACAUGCUGGUGUGUUAAACAUUAAGAUAUUAGAGACAGUUUAACACCAUGGUUCCUUCAGAGCUUAAGACUGUGAUUCAGAGGUUUUACCAUCUUCAGUCAGAGCGAUUAGAGACGUACAGACUCUUUGAAGAAGGACACGAGGCCUAUUUGAGGACAGCGCCCCACUACGACUUUGAGCACUACAAGCAGCUUGUGCAUGAGAUAACACAGGCCUUCAGCGGCAUUUCCAAGGAAGUGCUGGAGAUCAAAGAGAGGCUCCAUCAAGACUUUGAUAGGCCCGACCUUUCUGAGCACAUUGAGAAGCUGCAGAGCAAAGAGAAGCAGAAACUGGAACUGACAGCCAGACUGCAGCUGGCCAAGCAGCAGGCCCAGGAUCACCCAGAGGAUGAAGACUGCAGAGACAAAAUCCAUGAGAUCAAGCAUCACAUCAUCAAGAACAACGAGGCUCUGAGUGAGAUCAUGCAGGACUUUAAGUACGAUUCAGAAGAGUGUGACUGACAGCGAGGUGAUGGGGCGACGCCUCCUGCUGUGAUUUCAUCUGCUCCUAUUGAUCCCCCGCUGGCUCCACCCUGCUCUCUGCAGCAGUUUGCUUCCGCCCAGAGGGUCUCUUGUGGUCCAGCUUGUUGUGGUUUUAUGUGCAGUCAUUUGUUAGUGAUUUUCUUUAGUUUAACAAAGAAAUGUUGGUUUGCUGCUUGAAAUGUACACGAAAAGACACAAAAUAAUGUAAAUUUGUACAAGUUUCAUUUACUGGAUGACUUUUUUCUAAAUUAAAAACACUUAAGGAGACAA